AUGACGGAGAAAUAUAUUCCAGAAAUAAAUUUCAGUGUCGUCAAAGAUCCCAUUAUUUGCAAACAGUGCUUUGUUUCCUUCAGUACCCACAGUAGUUUCAUACAGAAAUGCUUAACAAUAAAGGAAAACGUUAAGAGUGUUCAUGGUACAAAAGUCACUACAAGUUUGGGCUGGACUCCAUCCUUAGUUUCUCCCGUUAAAGUUGAAGAGAUCAAUUCCUUAGUUUCUCCCGUUAAAGUUGAAGAGAUCAAUAUAAAAUCGGAAUUAAAUGGACAGGAAGAUGAGUUUAUCAAAAUGGGAUCUACUGCACUGAAAUUUGAAGAUGAAGAGAUGUUGAUUAAAUCUGAGUCUUUGGAUAUAAAAGUAGAAGAAAAUGAUAAAGAGAGUUACAUAUUUCCGGAUAUUUCACCCCAUGAACUAGAAGAGACAGAGGAGAUUUCCGAAGUAGACAAGAGUAUAAACCAAUUUGAAUCUGAUCAGAUACCCAAAAUAUACAUUUGUGAUAAAUGUAAUUUUCAAAGUAAAAACAGGAAAAGUUUCAUAGGUCACCAAAUAGUACACAAGGAUCCCUCGGCCGUGCAAUUGUACAAGUGCGAUUUGUGUGAUUUUGAGUCCAAAUAUAACGGGUCUUUUAAGCGUCACCUGGUGAAACAUGUUAAGGGCGCUACAUUUUCGGAAGCACCGAUACUCAGGUGUGAUUCGUGUGAUUACAAAACGAAAUAUAAAAACAAACUCAAGUGCCACCAACUGACACACACGAAUCCCUCAGAGGUGCGGUUACACACGUGCGAUCUGUGUGAUUUUAAGUCGAAAUAUAAGGAAAGCAUAAGACUUCAUCAGUUGAAACACGCUGAUCCCACAAAAGUACAGAUGUACUCUUGUGAGUCGUGUAAUUUUAAGACUAAAUAUAAAGGGAGUCUUAAGCUUCACCAGUUGAAACACGCCGAUCCCUCAAAAGUGGAUAUGUACUCAUGUGAUCUGUGUGACUUUAAGGCGAAAUACAUGAACAAACUUAAGCGGCACAAAGCGAAACACAUGGAACUUUCGCAGGCGCGGACAUACAAUUGCAAUGAAUGUAAUUUUAAGUUUAAAUAUGUAGAGUCCUUUAGGCAGCACCAGUUGAAACACGCUAAUUGUCGGCAAACACCGACGUACGAGUGCGACUUGUGCGUAUUCGCGACUAAAAGAAAGAGCGGUCUUAUUUCCCAUAAGUUGCAACAUGCUGACCUCUCACAGAUACAAAUAUACAAGUGUGACGUAUGUGACUUUCAAACUAAGUAUAAGAACAAACUUGAACCCCACCAGGCGACGCACGCGGAUCCAUUGAAAGCACAGUUGUACACAUGUGAUUUGUGUAAUUUUAAGUCCGAACGUAAGAGCAGUCUUUAUUUCCACCAAAUGAAACACACGAAACACUCGGAUAUGAGAAUUCACAAGUGUGAUUUGUGCGAUUUCGUGUCGAAAUAUAAAUUCGACCUUAAGUACCACAAGUUGAAACAUGCCGAUUCUUCGGCAGUGCCAGGGUACAAAUGUGAUUUGUGUGACUUUGUCAGCAAGUAUGAAAGUAGGCUUAAGUAUCAUCAACUGAGGCAUGCAGACCCUACAAAGGUGCAAAUGCACAAGUGUAAUUUGUGCGAUUUUGAAACCAAAUACCGGAGCAGUCUUAAGUCCCAUCUAUCAAAACAUGCAGAUUCUGUUUGACAGACCUCUGGAUGAGAUAGUUCGAAGUCAGAGUUUUCUCACUUAAAAAUUGUCAAGCCUAUAACUUAUAUAAGUUUUAACAUAUUGCAAGAAUCUAUUUAUAUCAAGGCCUUCUAAGUUAACUAUUUAAUUUAAAAAUUAGUGAGAUAACCUAUAAAGGAUAUGUCACAUCUUAAAUGUCAUUGAGAAUAACAUGACACUGUAUAAAAAAAUAUUUAUUUUGAGUACAAAUGCCCAAAUAGAUAAAUUCCAAUUAUAGGACAAGAAAAUACAUAAAUUUAAAUUGAAAUUAGUAGUAGUAGUAUAAUUAGCUCUGCGAGCCAAGAAGGCUCAUGGCUUGGUUACACAUUUUUUCCCUUCCUUUUUGUUUUCUACUUUUCUCCUCCUGUCCCCUAUUCCCAUUUCAUCCAAAUCCCUCUCCACCGCUUGUAGCCAUUUAAUCCAAGGUCUGCCCCUUCUCCCCAUUAUACCGCCUGUCAGUACUUCUCUUGUUGGUCUCUCUCCUUCCAGCCUUUGUCGUGUCCCAGCUACCUCAAUCUUUGUACUCUAGCCGCAUUUGUUAUUAAUGGCUCCCUGUAUAUUGUCAUCAAUUCCUCGUUUGUUCUUCUCAGCCAUAACUCUCCUUUGUUUCCUCCAUAUAUUUUUCUCAAUACUUUUCUCUUAAAUAUUUCCAGAGUAUUUUUCAUUUGUAUUCAAUUUUCAUGCUUCGCUUUCAUAAACAACUAUCGGUCAUAUAUAUUCUUUUCUUGACAUUUUUUUAUGUAUUUUUUGAUCUUAACAACUGAUGCAGCCCUCCCAAAAAUUUUGUUCCUUUUGCAAUCCUUUCAUGUAUUUCAUCUUUUUCUUCUCUAUUAUCAGUUAUUGCCACUCCCAGAUAAUUAAAUUUUGUCACUUAUACUAUACUUUUCUUAUACCUUAAAAUAGGCUAUAAAGAGCUUUAAUUUGAUAUAUAAAUUGAUGGAUUUUUUGUUCUACACAGGGUGUUUAAAAUUGGACGUGAUAACAUUGUUAACUAGGAAACUGUUAGAGAUAGUUGAGAUGGUUGAAUUGUAACACAAUUGCGUAAUGAAAAAUCGAAAAUAUCUUAGUUGGUUCUUGAGAUUUUUUGAAAAAUUCGAAAUUGUGAAAAACCUUCCAUAAUUGGCAGAAAAGUAACAAACAACAAAAUCGAAAGGAGACUUAUUUUUAAUUUACAAUAGGACAAAAGUUACAAUAAGAUGUAUUGCAACUGUUUAAUAUUUUGCAAUUUUUGAUUUCUCUUCAAAAAUAUUAUCGUAUCCAUUUUAAACAACCUGCAUAGUAACAGAUUCUAUCCACCCUUAUCUCAAAUUAAUUACAGUAAUACAGUAACUAAGAAAAAACUGCCCGAAAUAAAAACAGCCGCUAUUUUGUUAUUAUUUGUUUUUAAAAAUUAAGCGGGAAACACAGACUCGAUGAGUUUUAAGUGGCAGACCCUGUAUUUUCACCGUAAUAGUUACUGCAACUCCAGAAAUUGUUCUGAAUUCUGUAAAAAACAUUGCAUUAAAGAAAUUUGUAUGUGAUGAAGGUUUUGCAUAUCUAAUUCACCCAUAUGUAAAUCAGAUUAACCUUGUUGAGACUAAAAGAUAGGUGCAAUAUUUGCAAAACUAUUCUCAAUGCAAAUAAUCAUGCAUAUUUACCCCUAAAUGAUGAGCCCAGCACUUUAUAUCAUAUAUCUUAUAAAAGACAGUCAUCAUAAGAUAUCCUUUGUGAAUGGUGUGAGUUUGCACUUUAUUUUUAUUCAACAGAGACAUUUUCAUAUUGAAAUAGAUGGUGAAAGAUUAUUGGUUGUUUUAAGUUGGUACAGUUUUGUAAUAUAAACCUUAUUUUUGUAGUCACAACAUCAGGGUGAAUUUGAUGUACAAAAAAUUCAAUUUAAAAAAAAAUAAAUAUGAAUGCAGAACCUAAAUAUAUUUCAUAUUACUCGAGAUAGACCUAAAAAUAUAAACAUUUGUAUUUAUCAUUUUUUGUUUUUCUAAAAAAAAGUGAUGACUACAUACAAAUAUGUCAAAUGUAAAUAUGAAAAACUAAAUUAUGAUACUGUUUGAUAGAGCUACAAUAUGAGUCAACAAUUUGUAUUAUUUUUAUUAAAAAUUCCUUUGAAAAAUAAUUAUAUAAUGAAUUUCUUUUGAUAACUUUUCAUUCUACAAAUUAUGGUCACCUCUCUCGAAAUAACAUUAUGUUAUUACCCAUAUCUUUGCUUGUAGUAAUUUUUUUAAUAAUAACUUUCUUCAGUGACAAACGGUGAAACAUAUUUAAUUUACCUUAUUAUGUGCUUUACAGAUGGGAUGUAAUUACUUAAGGUAAAUGGUGAAGUAUGUUGUCACAUACCAGGUACGUUACUCUGCCAUUAAAAUUUAAGAUGUAAUCUGAUCCUAAGUAAAUAAAUAUAAGAUUU
Anoplophora glabripennis (Asian longhorned beetle) is the source of this 4117-nucleotide messenger RNA. RefSeq names its product zinc finger protein 142-like. The record is from RefSeq and is a predicted model, not a curated record. The transcript is spliced from 3 exons. NCBI's taxonomy places the organism in Eukaryota, Metazoa, Arthropoda, Insecta, Coleoptera, Cerambycidae. Gene Ontology annotation, biological process: regulation of transcription by RNA polymerase II. Gene Ontology annotation, molecular function: DNA-binding transcription factor activity, RNA polymerase II-specific; RNA polymerase II transcription regulatory region sequence-specific DNA binding. The coding region runs from base 1 to 1701 and encodes 566 amino acids. Gene Ontology annotation, cellular component: nucleus.